AUGACCGUCAUUGGGAUCAACAUCACGGCGCUUAUGAUGCUCUUACGUGGCAAACCCCUAGUAAUAGGCUUCGUCGCGGCGGCGUUUUGCGUCGAGUUCGGCACCAAUGCCUGGCUGCUAUCAAAUGGCAUUCCUGUCCGUCACUCCAGCCCUACUAUACACGCUUGUACCAUGAUAUUUGACGACUCCAAGGUCGGGGGUAUCGCUUCCGCCUCAGCAUGGAUGCCCCUGGCAUACGAUACUAUUGUUCUUGCCCUUACGUUAAAGCGGACGCUGGGCCCAGUGCGGAAUAAAACGGCAGGCAAGAUCGCAAAAGUGCUCCUGCGGGAUGGAAUCCUGUACUACAGCGUUAUCUUCGCCGUCAACCUGGUGCUCACGUUAAUGAUCGCUACUGCCCCUCCGGGUCUUCAGAACAUCACUGCACAAUUGGAAUAUCUGCUCACGGUGACGAUGAUCUCCCGUAUAACGCUACACCUCCGCAAGCAGGCGCGUUCGCGUGAGACGGACACCACACUUCAGGGGCGCUCAGCAGUCACGCACAGCGGCGGCGGUGUGCUCUCACGAAUGCGCUUCACUCGCUCAGACGGGGAAACUCCUAUCGAUCCGAUGAGCGUGACCGUCGAGGAGUCCACCGUGACGCACGACGACAGCGGGAUCGUCGGCGGCGGCGAGCCUAUGUUCCCGAAGAAGGGGGACAUAGGCAGCGAAGAGUGGUACGAGAUGCGCCGCCCGCCAGCGACGGUGCGCAUUGCUUCGCACGCACGCCGAGACUCCGAGCUUCGGUUCAUCGUCUGACUCGCGCGUUUUCUCCCUCACUGCCUUCUGACCUGUACGUGACACCGCCUGCAGACAUUAUGGUUUAGACCCCCAAACGUAAACGCCGCUAUGAUGUCACUCAGCGACUGUUGUAUUGCUCGUAUCUAUCAGUAUUGAUAUUUAUCCCGUGGAUGUCGCCGAAGCGAAGCAGUUCUAGUUCAGGAAAGCCAAUUACACCAGAAUUCUCACAGUGUAGAUGAAGGCCAGUCGGGGAGGUGGGCAAUUGGAGGAGAUCUGGACAAAGGCUGAUCGCAACCCUGCGGACGAUUAGGAGGGCGUCUGCAGGCUCCUAUGUAUGACAUAACUUAGCACCUUACGACCUACCCGCGCUGUCAUCCCGAAUGAAAACC
Molecule: messenger RNA, 1166 nt
Organism: Phanerochaete carnosa HHB-10118-sp
Lineage: Eukaryota; Fungi; Basidiomycota; Agaricomycetes; Polyporales; Phanerochaetaceae
Exons: 8
Coding region: 1-795 (264 amino acids)
Source: RefSeq, a predicted model, not a curated record